CUGUGAGCAAUAGCUUUUCUCCGUUCAAGUUCCUCCCCUUGCGUUUCCCUUGUUGCAUGAUGGAUCUGUCCAAGUAUGUGGCAAAUCUGAUAUCCUUCUUCCGUAGAGAUCUCGCGGAAGUUUCUUACUGAAGAACAAUUCGUCUGGAGUUCCUUUGGUAGUAGAAGAAAUAUACUUGUUGAAUCAUAUAAAGCGAGUAGAUUAUAUUUAUAUGUAGGAGUACUAAAAUAAGCAAGAUCAUGUGCCGUCGCUGUUUGGUUCUCUUCUUAUUUAAUGAGACGAGGAAGGGUUUUUGUUUCCGUUCCGAAAGAAGUCUGCCCGAGUCGAAAUCUAGACCGUGCGCCGAAUACGGACGGCCGUCGAAUAGGAUCCGGACGUAAAGGGGAAGAGAGACUGAGGGAAAGGAGCUUGUUUUCCCCCGAGCUCCAAAACCCUCGCGGCCUCUCGCCUUCCCCUUCCUCUGAUAAUCGUGUUCGCGUGUUAGGCUCGGGAUCCGGGCGCUCCGUGCGAUGGGCGGCGCCGGCGCGGAGGAGGAGCUGACGGCGCAGGAGACGGCGCUUUAUGACCGCCAGAUCCGCGUCUGGGGCGUUGACGCCCAGAAGAGGCUAAGUAAAGCGCAUGUGCUUGUGUGUGGCGUGAAUGGUACAACUAUUGAGUUCUGCAAGAAUAUUGUUCUAGCAGGAGUCGGCAGUUUAUCCUUGAUGGAUGAUCACAUAGUCACGCAGGAUGAUCUUAACGCAAACUUCCUAAUUCCUCCUGAUGAGAGUAUAUAUGGUGGUAGAUCACGAGCUGAGGUUUGCUGUGAAUCCUUGAAAGAUUUUAAUCCAAUGGUCCGAGUGGCUGUUGCGAAGGGUGAUCCAUCUCUAAUUGAUGGAGAAUUCCUCGACAGGUUUGACAUCAUUGUAGUUAGUUGUCGACCUCUUAAAACAAAGUUGUUUAUUAAUGACAACUGCCGGAAGAGAAGCAAGCAUAUUGCUUUCUACUCUAUAGAGUGCAAGGAUUCUUGUGGUGAAAUAUUUGCUGACCUGCAGAACCAUAGCUAUGUUCAGAAGAUGCCUGGAAAAGAACCUGAACAGCAGGAAUUGACAUAUCCUAGUCUUCAGGAAGCUAUUUCUGUACCCUGGAAGAGUCUGCCGAAAAAAACAACGAAAUUGUACUUUGCCAUGAGAGUCUUGGAAAGUUUUGAAUCAUCUGAAGGGCGCAACCCUGGCGAGACAUCUCUGUCUGAUCUACCUGCAGUUUUGGCUCGGAGGAAGGAGAUGUGUGAUAGAAUGUCUUUAAAUGAGUCUCAAAUCCCUACUGUGCUCCUGGAACGGCUUCUUGCAGCUGGAAAGAAAGAACAUCCUCCUGUAUGUGCUAUUCUUGGUGGCAUUCUUGGUCAGGAGGUGAUCAAGUCAAUAUCUUGUAAGGGCGAUCCAAUGAAGAAUUUCUUCUAUUUUGACACGGCUGAUGGUAAAGGGGUCAUGGAGGACGUCCCCCCAACUCCUGCGGACUAAAUCACUUGCUGCCGAACUCCCAUUCUACCUGGCUUGCUGAUACCUGUACCCUUUCAUUCGUGUUGAACAAGUGACAACUCUAGAUUAGUGGCUGAGGUAGCAAACAUACUUAAAAUUUUAUUGCUGGGGUGAAGCUUAUCAGUAUUGUAUGAACAGGAAAUUGACAUUCUCUAGAAUUUUUAGCAAACAUACGGGUACGUGUUGUGGCGGUGUUGACCCCGUCUGGUUCUCUUUCGGUAGUAGACACAGGGAACGUCUUCACUGGAACCA
Messenger RNA from Brachypodium distachyon (stiff brome), 1766 nucleotides. Its product is annotated as SUMO-activating enzyme subunit 1A. NCBI's taxonomy places the organism in Eukaryota, Viridiplantae, Streptophyta, Magnoliopsida, Poales, Poaceae. Gene Ontology annotation, cellular component: SUMO activating enzyme complex; cytoplasm. The transcript is spliced from 11 exons. The record is from RefSeq and is a predicted model, not a curated record. The coding region runs from base 510 to 1496 and encodes 328 amino acids. Gene Ontology annotation, biological process: protein sumoylation. Gene Ontology annotation, molecular function: SUMO activating enzyme activity.